UCCAAUUAUAAGAAGAAAAAAAAAAAAGAAAAAAUUAUUGGAGGUGGAGAUGUGGUAAGUAGCUGCGUCUUGUUUAUUGCAGCUGGGAAUCAUGGCAUAGAAAGGCCCAUUCCAGAUUUCUCAAUCUUAACAACCCUAUCAUCUCCUACCUUUACCUUUUUCUUAUUACAACCUCAAUAAGAAGAGGGAAGUUUCCUUAUUUGUUUCGGAAAUUUCUUACAUUUGUUUUCUUUAUUUCCUUGUACUUUGGUCUUUGGUCGGAGCAAUGUUUCCUUUACAGCGAAGUGAAGAUUUGGUGUUUCAGAUUCUCUCUACUCCUGAUAUCCCUUCCCAGCAAAACAAGAUCUCCCAAGAUCUGAUUUUUGAUAGUAAUAAUAUCAAUAAUAACUAUGGUUUUGCUCCUCUGGAUUUCGCCACCGGCGCUCACCACCAUGACUUCGCCGCAACAACAACCGCCUCCGCGGCGGCGGUCACCGCCAGUUCUUCCAGAAAGCGGCGACGGAGGGAGAAAACUGAUGAUGUUGCUCCUGCGGCGGCCGCUAAACCCGAUGAGUAUCACAAGCUGAAGAGAAUUAUGCAUCGAGAAAUCGAACGGCAGCGCCGCCAGGAAAUGGCCACCCUUUAUGCUUCUCUCCGGUCUCUCCUCCCUCUUGAAUAUGUAAAGGGAAAGCGUUCGACAUCGGAUCACAUGCACGAAGCGUUGAAUUACAUCAAACAAAUGCAGAAAAAUGUUCAAGAAUUGGAGAGGAGGAGAGACGGGCUAAAGACGGCGGCGGCGUCGUCCACUUCCAGUUCCCAUAAUUUGGAGAAAACAAAAACCGGAAGCCCAGAUCAGAAAACCGGUUCUCCCCCGAACUUCGUCUCCGUCAGCCGUUGCCGGGACGGCGUCGAGAUUCUGAUCAACAGUGACGUCGCCGGCGAGAGGGGCUGUUUCCCCCUGUCAAGAGUGCUGCGGACGCUGCAGAACCAAGGGGUUAACGUUGUCAGCUGCGACUCCACCAAGGCAGAUACUAGGUUGCUUCAUAGGGUUCAGUCUGAGGUCUCAGGUGAAAAACCCAUCGAUCUUCAAGCCUUGCAACAAAAGUUGACUGAGGUUAUCAAUAACUUUUAGCAUAUUCAAAGGUCGUUGUUCUUGUCCAUGUUGCUUGUUACUUUCUCUCAAUUUGCUACAUGUAUUAGUGUCAUACAUACUGUGGGUUUCUCUGGGAGAAUUUUUGCAAUAAGUUGCAACAGAUAAAAUAAAGAGGAAAAUGUUUUUUUUUUUUUGUCCUAUA
Molecule: messenger RNA, 1274 nt
Organism: Ipomoea nil (Japanese morning glory)
Lineage: Eukaryota; Viridiplantae; Streptophyta; Magnoliopsida; Solanales; Convolvulaceae
Product: transcription factor bHLH36-like
Exons: 3
Coding region: 266-1111 (281 amino acids)
Biological process (GO): regulation of transcription by RNA polymerase II
Cellular component (GO): RNA polymerase II transcription regulator complex
Molecular function (GO): DNA-binding transcription factor activity, RNA polymerase II-specific; protein dimerization activity; RNA polymerase II transcription regulatory region sequence-specific DNA binding
Source: RefSeq, a predicted model, not a curated record